This is a messenger RNA of Antechinus flavipes (yellow-footed antechinus), 1624 nucleotides long. RefSeq names its product PBX homeobox 3 (gene PBX3). Gene Ontology annotation, molecular function: DNA-binding transcription factor activity, RNA polymerase II-specific; RNA polymerase II cis-regulatory region sequence-specific DNA binding. The coding region runs from base 84 to 1388 and encodes 434 amino acids. The transcript is spliced from 9 exons. The record is from RefSeq and is a predicted model, not a curated record. Gene Ontology annotation, cellular component: nucleus. NCBI's taxonomy places the organism in Eukaryota, Metazoa, Chordata, Mammalia, Dasyuromorphia, Dasyuridae. Gene Ontology annotation, biological process: embryonic organ development; regulation of transcription by RNA polymerase II; neuron development.
UCCUCCUCCUCUUCCACCUUCUCAGCAGCAGCAGCAGCAGCCGCCGCCGCCGCCGCCUCCCGCUCCCGCCCGCGCGCGGCGGGAUGGACGAUCAAUCCAGGAUGUUGCAGACUCUGGCCGGGGUGAACCUGGCCGGCCACUCGGUGCAGGGGGGCAUGGCCUUGCCGCCUCCCCCCCAUGGCCACGAAGGGGCGGACGGCGAUGGCAGGAAGCAGGACAUCGGCGACAUCCUCCACCAGAUCAUGACUAUCACCGACCAGAGCCUGGACGAGGCACAAGCAAAAAAACAUGCACUGAAUUGUCAUAGAAUGAAACCUGCUCUCUUCAGUGUCCUAUGUGAAAUAAAAGAGAAAACAGGUCUCAGCAUCAGAGGAGCCCAGGAGGAGGACCCCCCAGAUCCCCAGCUAAUGAGACUGGACAAUAUGCUACUGGCAGAAGGGGUUUCAGGUCCUGAGAAAGGUGGGGGAUCGGCAGCAGCAGCUGCAGCCGCGGCCGCCUCUGGAGGUUCUUCAGAUAACUCUAUUGAACACUCAGAUUACAGAGCCAAAUUGACCCAGAUCAGACAAAUCUAUCACACAGAACUGGAGAAAUAUGAACAGGCAUGUAAUGAAUUCACUACACAUGUGAUGAACCUUCUCCGAGAGCAGAGUCGAACACGUCCCAUUUCUCCAAAAGAAAUUGAGAGGAUGGUGGGCAUAAUCCAUCGGAAAUUCAGUUCAAUUCAGAUGCAGCUCAAACAAAGUACUUGUGAAGCAGUCAUGAUUUUAAGAUCAAGAUUCCUCGAUGCCAGACGAAAAAGACGUAAUUUCAGCAAACAGGCAACAGAAAUCUUGAAUGAAUAUUUUUAUUCACACCUCAGCAAUCCCUACCCCAGUGAAGAAGCCAAAGAAGAGCUGGCAAAGAAAUGCAGCAUUACAGUGUCACAGGUAUCCAACUGGUUUGGCAACAAGAGAAUCAGGUACAAGAAGAAUAUAGGGAAGUUUCAGGAAGAAGCCAAUCUCUAUGCUGCAAAAACAGCGGUGACAGCUGCACAUGCUGUAGCUGCAGCAGUCCAGAAUAAUCAGACAAAUUCACCCACCACACCAAAUUCUGGUUCUUCUGGUUCUUUUAACCUCCCAAAUUCUGGGGACAUGUUCAUGAACAUGCAGAGUCUGAAUGGGGAUUCUUACCAAGGGUCCCAAGUCGGAGCCAAUGUGCAAUCACAGGUGGAUACCCUCCGUCAUGUUAUCAAUCAGACGGGAGGCUACAGUGAUGGCCUGGGAGGAAAUUCACUGUAUAGUCCACAUAAUUUAAAUGCUAAUGGAGGCUGGCAAGACGCAACAACUCCAUCUUCUGUGACUUCCCCUACUGAAGGCCCAGGAAGUGUGCACUCUGAUACCUCUAACUAAUCUCCUAGCAACACUUUUUCCCUGAGCUGAUCUGCUUUGAUAAGUGCAUUCAGAGCAAUAGGAGGAAAAGAAAUGAGUUGUUUUUUUGUUUUUAUUUUUGGUAGCCCACCAUCUACAGCUUUACUGUAAAACCUUGUCUUAUUAGAGAACUUGGGAAACAUGUUUUUUAAGGAUUCAUAAUCAUUUGUAUUUAUACUUAAAAAUACACAAUAUUAAAAAGCACUUUAUCCAAUUAG